Hemicordylus capensis (graceful crag lizard) is the source of this 2329-nucleotide messenger RNA. RefSeq names its product E3 ubiquitin-protein ligase TRIM39-like. The coding region runs from base 44 to 1555 and encodes 503 amino acids. The transcript is spliced from 7 exons. The record is from RefSeq and is a predicted model, not a curated record. Gene Ontology annotation, molecular function: protein binding; zinc ion binding. NCBI's taxonomy places the organism in Eukaryota, Metazoa, Chordata, Lepidosauria, Squamata, Cordylidae.
GAAAGGAAAACGAAACAACUUUUGGCUCUCCUCAUAGGGAAUUAUGGAAGCAAACAUUCUGCUAGAAAGUCUGAAAAAGGAAGCUCGAUGCUCCAUCUGCUUAAGGUAUUUCAAAGACCCUGUGUCCAUACACUGUGGGCACAGUUUCUGCCAAGUCUGCAUUGCUGAGUGCUGGGAGGAAUUGGAAACAAACAUCUGCCCCCAGUGUGGAGAAAGCAGCCAGGAAAAAACCUCCACAAGGAACCGGCACCUGGCAAGAAUGGUAGAAAUAGCCAAAUGCCUGAAUCGUGAGGCAGCUAAAGUGCUGGAAGAGAACAUGUGCAAGAGACACCUGGAACUUCUGCAAGUCUUUUGUAUAGAGGAUAAAAUUCCCAUCUGCCUGGUGUGUGAGCUAUCCAAGGAGCAUCGACGUCACACAGUGAUUCCUAGAGAGGAGGCUGCUCAGGAGUACAAGGAACAAUUUCAGAUGGAACUGCAGACUUGGAAGGAGGAGAGAGAAAAGCUACAGGUACUCAAAAUGAUUGAAGAGAGAAGAAGCUUGAAACGUCUGGAAAGGUUAGGCAAUGAGAGGAAGAGGAUUGUGUCUGGCUUUGAGCAGCUCCAUCAGUUUCUAGAACAUCAAGAACAACAACUUCUGGCCAAGCUGGAACAGCUGCAGGAGGAAGUGAUCAAGGAGGAGAAGACAAUUAUUUCUAGACUCUCCGUGGAAAUCUCCAACCUCAGUGACCUCAUCAGUGAGAUAGAAGAGAAGUAUAAGCAGCCAAUGAGUGAAUUCCUACAGGACAUCAAAAUCAUCUUGAACAGAUGUGAGAAUCUGAAGAUCCAGCAAGCAGUGGAGCACUCUCCUGAUGUGGAAAAGAGACUGGACACCUUUUUUGAGAAAACUGUGCAUCUGGAAGAGAUCCUAAAGAAAUUUAGAGCUGAAUUGUUGUCCGAAAUGGAAGGCACAUCUUCGUCAGAAGGUGAAUUGGAAGUCUGGCAAGGCAGGACCAGAUUCUUUGAGUUGCCCUACACCACAGAGAAAAUAAUAGGCCGAAAAGUGAAUGUGACUCUGGAUCCUAAUUCUGCAAACCCCUUCCUCGUCCUCUCUGCGGAUCAGAAGAGUGUGAGCCUGGGAGACAUAUGGCAGGAUGUUCCUGACAACCCUGAGAGAUUUGACACUUAUCCCUGUGUGCUGGGUUGCCAGGGAUUUACAUCAGGGAGGCAUUACUGGGAGGUUGAAGUUGGAAGUGGUAAGUACUGGGCUGCAGGCUUUGCCAAGGAAUCUGUCAGGAGGAAAGGAGAGCUCAUCCCUAGCCCCGAGGAGCAGAUCUGGGCCCUACAACAGUAUGGGGAUCACUUGGAGGCUCUUACCCACCCUGUGACCAUCGUGUACUUCAGCAGCUGUCCCAGGAGGAUUCGAAUACUUCUGGACUACGAGGAGAAUAAAGUGGCAUUUUUUGAUGUGGGUACAGCAACUUUGAUCUAUAUGUUUUCACUUACUGCUUUCAGUCAGGAGAGAAUGCUUCCUUGGCUCUGGGUCUGGCCAGGAACUGAACUGAGACUUUGCCAAUAAGAUCAUAUCCUGAUAUAUUGGACUAAUUGCAAUGAUGUUGAGUAAGAUGUACACAAAAUUACUUUUCUAGCUUUUGACAGUUGCAAUCUCUUGGUACUGGGAAACUAGCUAUACAGGAGCUUUUCCAAACAGUGAUCGAAUACAGCUUCACUACACUUAAGCUGGGGGUAGUUCAUACAAGGGAACCAUUUACAGUGUGGAUGGCGACAGAAGAUGCCAUUCAUACAGCCAGUGGCAUUUUUCAGCUUCGUUCCUGACGAUUCGCAGUUACUGUGCGUUGUAUGUAUCCUAAAAAGGAAGCACUUUGGUGCAGUGUUCAAAAUGGCUUAACUUUAGGCACUUCCUGUCGCAGUAAAGUCGCCCAUCUGGGGAACCUCCAGGCCAUAUAUUGCUUGCAAGUGGCUCAUUGCCUGUCCUAAGGGGUGGCAGUUAACAUGUGCAGAGAAACAUGGGGUGUGUGGGUGGGGGGAGAACUACCAAUCAUUGCUAAACACUAGUCAUAUGCUAAUGAAUUAUGUUAGGCAAAUCGACACAAAAGUACACAAACUGUAUGCUAAUUUUAAGUAUGGACAUGUUGAACAAUAUUUAGCUUUUUAAAAACUGCUAAAAUUAAGAGAACAUGUAAACAGAUCAGGUUUGAUAAAACAAAAUGCAGUAUGAAUAUCAUUAACAUUUAACAGAAAGAAUAUCAUUAACAGUUAAAUAUGAAUAUCAUUAACAAUAAGAUGAUGUACAACACUAAUUUUUGUUCAGAAUAAAUUAUAUAAAUCAAUA